Molecule: messenger RNA, 5814 nt
Organism: Zeugodacus cucurbitae (melon fly)
Lineage: Eukaryota; Metazoa; Arthropoda; Insecta; Diptera; Tephritidae
Gene: NFAT
Product: nuclear factor of activated T-cells 5
Exons: 13
Coding region: 1301-5317 (1338 amino acids)
Biological process (GO): regulation of transcription by RNA polymerase II
Cellular component (GO): transcription regulator complex
Molecular function (GO): transcription factor binding; RNA polymerase II cis-regulatory region sequence-specific DNA binding; DNA-binding transcription factor activity, RNA polymerase II-specific
Source: RefSeq, a predicted model, not a curated record
UCGACUUUAUCAGUGCGUUCACUUGCCUUGUCGCUGCUACUUGUAUUUUUAUUAUUCAGCGCUGCCCGCUGUUCGCUCGCUGCUUUAUACAGCUCAGCCACUGCACUCUAGUGAUUUGUCCGCUUUGCGAGUUUACGAACGCGAAAGCUAUCGGGCUGGUUCUGCUGGCUUUUCAGAAAUUCAUGAUUUUCAUUUCAGUUCAUCGAUCUCAACGUAAGCGAUCGGACGCGCAGAACUUGUUGUGAGCGUUAAAGAUAACAACGCGUUAAACACAGAAAAUAUGAUAUAAAAUAAUUUAACUAGCGGACUCAAAUUGUCUCAAAUUAGAUUUGCAAAAAGUAAUUGUGUGGUGUGCAUAGAGACACUCGGUUUCGAUAAUUCGCGCUCGUUCGCCGGAGCUCUACACUAAAUACAUAUAUAUAGACAUUGUAGAUUCUGUUGACAUCUAUUUAAGAACUUUAUCUUAUCAUUAACGUAUCAUCGUCGUGUAAUGCGUAUCCAGCGACUAACAGCAGCCUAUCGUCGGUGGUCCGCCAGACUUGCCCUCGUUCUCAUUCGUUGUGCUACGCUAGAUAUCUAGCAGCGGUUGUUUUAUCGUUUUAAGAGAAAAUUGAGAGUUUAAAUAAGAAAAUUUCGCAAAAAGCCGUCGCAAAACUGUCACCGCCGACAGUCAAAAUUGUGCUUAAAAAGCUGAAAAAUCGUUGCGCGAAAAGUUCUUUCAUAAAUUGGAAACGUCGCAAAAGGAGGCGAGAACGACCAACAAAAACAGCAGCGGCAGUAGGUUUGUGACUCAAGUAAAUGCCGCAAAUCAGAGUUUUUCACAAAGACAGAGAUAAAGACAGUCGGCCUAAAUGUGGCACAAAAACAACUACAGCAACAAAUAAAAAUAGUGACAAAUAUAUAAUAUAUAUAUGUAAAUAAAAUAACAACUACAAGAAGUGCCUCUGUUCGUGAAAAUACAAACGAUAAGUUGUAAUAACAACAACAAUAAUAAUAAACCCGAAAAAAGUGCGCUUAAGUUGAAGUUAAACCAGUUCAGCAGUGCGCGCUCAGCAGGCAACAAGCCGCAGCAGCAAAAGUCAAAAUAAUAAUAACAAAAACAUAAAAUAUAAAGAAAUAAAUAUAAAAACAACAUUUAGCAGGCAGACAGUUGUAUCGAGUUCUUCUCGAUUUUCUCAGCUCAGCUCAGCUCAGUUGUUAUCAUUGCAUCCGCCGCUGCAAUAACAAACCGUAGCUGACAAACGUACAACAUCGCCAAAUACGGCACAAAGGCAAAAGACAAAAGGCAAACGGCAAAACAAUGCGUUUCACUUACAAUCAGUAUAAUUAUUCCGAAUCCGGUUAUCGGAUUCCAUCCAAGAUGCACAACGGUAAUGCUGGUAACGGCUCAAUGGCGGCCGCAUUUCAGCAUCAUCACAGAAGUAAUUUUGGUAUGCGUAUGACCAUGUCGACGGCAUCAACGAUGACAGCACGCAUUCAACGUAAAGGUUUGCGUACGCCCUCGAAACGAUAUCCGGGCAAGGCAAUACCUGGUAAACUGCAUUCUGUUUCGCGGAUUGGUCCUGGUAAAUUGGUGCCUGGAAAGCGUUUCCCACAGCGACCACAUCCACCACCCUGCGAUAAUUCCAAUGACAGCGGCUUCGGUUUCGAUCAGCAUGUCGAAGUACAGCAACAACAACAACUACAAGCACAUCGUCAUCAGCAUUUGGCCAGUGGCAGUAGUGCCGGCAGCAGCAGCAGCAGUAGUAGUAGUAGUAGUAGCAACAGCAGCGGCAGCGGUAGCCCGGGCAAUAGUAGCGAUAUGAUGCAGAGCAACAACAACACUGCCACCAAUCUUAGCAUCGGUAAUAGCAACAACAGUAGCAAUGGUGGUCACCAUCACGCUAAUCACCAUCAUCAUCACCAUGGACAUGGUCAUCACCACGGCUCGACGGCAAUGCCACAUUCAGCGCAUAUGAUACGUGCCAUACCGGCCUCAAGUUCAACACCCAGCAAGAAAUUGCCAUUUGUCAACUCGACCGACGAUGAGGACUAUUUCGAAGAUUUUUGUACUGAUGACUCCAAUGAUUACUAUCGCAAGCGCUUGAAUUCGGAUUCUAAUAGCCAACCGCUCGGUGGCAAUAAUCAAAAUCAGCCCACACAACAGCAGCAGCAGCAGCAACAACAACAACCACAAUAUGCGGAAGAUAAUCAAACGAGCACGAAGAGAAGAAAGCUCGAAAGCUUUGUGGAGCUGGACAAUGACGACGCGUGUAGCGAAGAUGCUUUCAUACGAAAAAUCGCCAGUGCCAGCAAUUUGGAAGCGGCAACCGUUGAAGCACCGCCACCAGCACAGUUGAUGCUGUUGCCCACCGUGGCGCCCACAAAAUUUAUACCAACAGGUCCACGCGCCAUGACCAGAGUAGCGCACAAACGUCAGCCGGCCGUGCCGCAAAACACUGUGGUGACUUCAUCGAACGGACGCGUGCAAUUGGAAAUUAUCUCACAACCAGAGCAACAGCAUCGUGCGCGUUAUCAGACUGAAGGCAGCCGUGGCGCUGUCAAAGAUCGCAGCGGCAAUGGUUUUCCCAUCGUGCGUCUCACCGGCUACAACAAGCCCGCUGUGCUGCAAGUAUUCAUUGGCACCGAUAUCGGACGUGUGGCCCCACAUAUGUUCUAUCAGGCCUGCAAAGUGGCUGGUAAAAACUCAACACAGUGUAAUGAGAAGAAAGUAGACGGCACCAUGGUUAUUGAGAUUGAAUUCAAACCAGAAUCUGAUAUGACAGUUACAUGCGAUUGUGUCGGCAUACUCAAGGAGCGCAACGUUGAUGUGGAGCACCGUUUCCCGGAUCAUUUGGCGCAGAAGAAUAAGAAGAAAUCAACACGCUGCCGCAUGGUGUUCCGCACACAACUAACACAUGACGAUGGCUCUAUGGAGAUGCUACAAGUCUGCUCAAAUCCAAUUAUUUGCACACAACCACCAGGCGUGCCAGAAAUAUGCAAAAAAUCACUGAACUCAUGCCCAGUAGAUGGUGGACUCGAACUCUUCAUUAUCGGAAAGAAUUUCCUCAAAGACACACAUGUGCUCUUUCAAGAGACGUACGAGAGUGUGCCGCCCAGCGAUGUUGCAACCGAAUUAGCUGUGCGUCAGCAUCUCGGCGGCGCAUUGUGGGAGCAAACAGUGCUACCCGAUAAGGAAUAUCUACAGCAGACGCAUUUAGUGUGCGUUGUGCCACCCUAUCUGCAUCAGAAUAUACUCAAACCAGUCACUGUGCAGUUGGUAAUUAUAUCCAGUGGCAAAAAGAGCGAGCCACACAGCUUCGUUUACACGCCAAAAGGUAGUUAUACGACCUUGGCGGCUGCCACGACAUUAAGUACAGCGGCAUUGCACGGUAGCUUAACGGCGGCACAAGAUGCCAAUACAUUUAUGGACACAACGAACGCUUUGGCGCCCGCAGGCGCUGGUUGGCCCGCCGGCACAGAGACCAAACAGGAAAUCGAUUCCGGCAUGAUGCCGCCACCGAUUACCACACAAAUGCCGAUGGGCGUGCGACGCCCUUCAUUGCCCACAGCCACACCGAUGUUGACGGAUCAGCAGUUGGUGCGCAUGAAUGUCGCCGACACACUCAAGACUGAGUUGAUCGAUGAGUCAUCGCAAAGUUCACUGGCUGAGGCCAUACAAACGCCCGAUAUCGUGAUGACCAAUUGUGGCGCACCCAUCAGUCCGACGACCAUGCAGUUUCAUGCGCAUUACGAUCACAAGGGCAACAUGGACGCCAUGAUGUUCGAUUCGAAUAGCAUGUCCGCCUUCCCGGUUGCGGCCGUAGCGCCGCCCUCUGUAGCUGCUGCCGUUGAGUUGGCUGUCAAGACCGAAAUUGCUAAAGUUGUGGCACAACAACAACAGGCAGUCGCUGUGGAUAAAUUCAUCUCGGAUUUGACCAAAUCCACUGCGGUGGCCGAUGAUCCCACUGUGGCAGCUGUUGUCGAGGAGACACUCUUCAGCGGCGUUGGUGGUGUUAAUAGCGUCGUUAAUGCCGUUAUUGAUCAUCCCUUCGGUGACAUUAUGCAGCAACAACAACAACAGCCUGCCGUACUCGAACGCAGUCUAUCCAUAUCGAGUAAUUCCUCCUCGAAUUCAAAUAGUUCGAGCGGUUCAUCACCACACGCCGGGCUCACAGCCACACUCUCUGUAUCGCCGAAUAACUCGCUGAAUGGCCACAACUCGCCCAUUACACAGGAUAUUAUAUUGAAUUCAGAGCCAGCGGCGGUGCUGAACGCUAUGCCAAUGCAACAACUCUUGCCUACAGCUUUGGGUGGCAGCAACGCGGCUGCCGUUUCGCCGAAUGCGGUGGUCGAGGCUGCCGUCGCCGUGCAAGCCGCGCCGAAUGCCGGCUCUGUGACGGAUGCCACCGGCGGCAUCUCGACGGAGAUGAUCAUGAAUCCCGCUGUCUCGCCGUCCACAAUACUGUGUUCAGCUAACGGUGCUGCCACGGCGGUGGUACCGAACAUCAUGGCGCCACACCAAGUCACCAUGGCCAAUUCGAUUUUGAACGACAUCGCCAUGCAACCACAACCGACCCAGCAACAUGCCACCGUUGCGGCGCUGGCGCUCAGCAAUAUCAUAAUGAGUCCGACCAGUGCACCGGGUGCGGUGGUGGAUGAUGUUGCCAAUGUCGAACAGACUGUGGAGCAACCCGCCGAUGUGACGGUGGCCACUUCAACUGCCGUUAGUAAUUUGAUUAUUAAAGCUGCCGCAGAUCUGAUAUCGAAUCAGGAGCAAUUGCAGCAGCAGCAACAACAGCAACAAAUACAGCAUCAACAUCAGCAAAUACAACAACAGCAGCAGCAUCAACAACAAUUGCAACAGCAACACCAUCAUCAUCAUCAUCAUCGCCACCAACAAGCGCAACAGCAGCAGCAACAACAACAACAUCAACCGACACAAGCAUUAUUAAAUGGCACCGCCGCCGUUGCCACCACUGCCAACACAAGUCCUCUGGUGAACUUGCUUUUAAAUCAUCCGGACGCACCACCAUCGGCCGCUGUGGCAGCCGCUGCUGUCACUGAAGUGCAGCAAUUCUCAUUGGCCAUUCCCCCCACAGCGCCUCAGGAAUCUCUUAUUGUCGCUUUGGCCACCGAAAACUCAAUGCAAAAAUCAGUAGCCGCCGCUGCAGUGACCACAAACGGCGCUGUUGUUACGCAACAAACUACAGCUGCCGCUGCCGGGAUACUCCCGGGCGCCGCUGUUGGGCCUGUGCCACUGCCGCAAGAGCUGACCACCAUGUCGGAUCAAGAUUUGCUUAGCUACAUCAAUCCAAGCACUUUUGAUCAAAUCUAAAAAAUGGCGAUGGUUUCGACUGGUGAUUUAACGAGCGGUGUACAUUUUCUUGUAUACUGCUGAUAGCAUUCAGAGGCAUUGUUUGAAGGCAGAGAAUGAUUCAUGGCUAUAGAGUUGCUAAUAUAAGCCAAGCUAAAAAUUGCGCAGUGGCAUUGAAAAUUUGCUAAUUUGGACACACAUAAUGUGUGUGUAAUGCGAGUAGGUGGAACUAUGGAGGCAGUUAUGGCAGCUGCAAAACCAACAACAACAACAUUUAAUUAUAAAUUACAACAUAAGAAAAACUAUACAGCUAAUUUCUAAUACAUGCAUACAUGCAAACAAAUAACUGUUGUGUUAAUGUUAACUGGCAGUCAAACAGUGAAAAGCUUAAUUGUUCAACUUCUCGUCGUGUUUAAAUGUUGAAUGUCAAAUAAGCUGAAAAUUAAAAAAAAAUUGUCCUUAAUUUCUUUUCAAGAUUUAUGCAUAAAAAAAAAUUAUCAGAAAGAAAAAGUAGAAUU